UGCUUUAGACAAUCACUCCUGAGGCACCUCUCGGAAUUCCAUCACACUGAAGAGUCCAUUCAGAACAGUGACAUCAUAGUCACACUUGAGACCCCUCAGAAUUGCAUUAAACUGCAGAAUCCUUUCAGAACAGUGACAUCACAGUUGCAGUCUCCUUGAAUCGUAGGUGGCGCUAAUGUCUGUUUCAUUCCACGCAUUAAUAAGAGGAAGACGCAUUCAUCUCCAGUGUCGUAUUAAAACAUUUCUAAAAGAAGUUGUGAUGGCGGGGUGCGGCUUGUGUGGAAACUCUUUGCGGUUGGUGCUACUUGGGAAUACUGGAGUAGGAAAGAGUGCAGCAGGAAACGCCAUUCUGGGCAAAACACAGUUUAAAUCUUCACUCAGUCCCACCUCAAUAACAACGGCGUGUGAGAGGGGAGAAGAACAAGUUGCAGGGAGACGUGUUGUUGUGGUCGACACUCCAGGCUUGUUUGACACAAAGCUCCCCAGUAAGGAAAUUCUAAGUGAGAUGGUGAAAUGCAUUCAGAUGUCCUCUCCGGGACCCCAUGCUUUCCUCCUGGUGAUAAAGGUGGGUCGAUACACUGAGGAAGAGAAGCAAACUAUGCAGAUAAUCCAGGAGAUGUUUGGUGAGGAUGCUUUGAAAUACAUGAUGGUGCUUUUCACUCAUAGGGAUAGUCUGGAUGAUGAACAAAUUGAGGAUGUUGUUAACAACGAUCCCACAGGCUUCAAGAAGCUGGUAGAGUCGUGUGGGAACAGGUUCCAUGCGAUCAAUGGAAAAGACCUAAAGGAUCAGGAGCAGAUCAAAGAACUUCUGGAGAAAGUAGAGAACAUGGUGAAAAAAAACGACAUCCCCUUCUACGCCAGCGAGUUCUACGAGCGAGAGAAGAAAAGAAAGGAAACUGAAGAGAAGCUCCAGAAGGAAAUUAAAGAUCUUAAGAAGAAGAAUGAAGAGGCAAUGGAUGAUCUUAAGAAGAAGAAGAAUAAAGAAAUUGAUGAUCUUAAGAAGGAGUAUAAAAAGGCAAUUGAAAAGUUGCAACAGGAGAAAGGAUGUUGUAUAUCAUAGCAUUGUAGAUUGUAAGAUCCUUUCCAAGGAAUGAAAUGUCUCCUUCUUAUGCAAAUGACCACUAAUGUCCUGCUUUGUGUUUCCAUUACUAACUGUACUCAGAAUUCACAUCAAAAGGCCGCCCCCGUUGGAUACUGGAAGGUGAUACCAGUAACAGGCUGGUUUUAUGAUCCAGACAAGGCAGUAGAAAACAGGGUUCUUUGGCAUUCUAUUGAAACUUGCAACCAAAUUGGCUAAUACAGUAUAACAUGAGGACUCUGCAGUCAUCACUCAGCAGUCAAUAGUCAAAAUCCUAUUGCUCUCUGGCAUCACGGGUUUAAUAAGAGAUAUUGACGGCAGUUUUCACCUUAAAGAGGAUAACUGUUCCCUGUGGGUUUAAAAAAGUGACAUUUGUUGAGCAAUAAAUUAUAACACCAACCUCCCUCCCCUCCCCUUCCAUCAACCUCAGUCAAAGCACCUAAACACAGACUUAUCUAAAAAAUAUAUUUGGAUAAGAACCACUCUCAUGGCAAGAAUGAUUGCAAACACAUAAAAAGAGGACAUUGAUAAAAAUAAAAGGAAAAUGACAUUUGGGUUUUUUUCUGACCAACUUAAUGAUUCUAAUGCAUUGCUUGUUUUCAAUUAAGAAAUAUAAAUGUAAUGUGUUUUGUAAUGUAUGAACCUGUUUGCCUAAACUGUCCGCUUCAUGUAAUAAAUGUCACAGUGUUCCAAUAUAAAUUCAA
This is a messenger RNA of Acipenser ruthenus (sterlet), 1782 nucleotides long. RefSeq names its product GTPase IMAP family member 9-like. The record is from RefSeq and is a predicted model, not a curated record. Bases 176 to 1060 code for a protein of 294 amino acids. NCBI's taxonomy places the organism in Eukaryota, Metazoa, Chordata, Actinopteri, Acipenseriformes, Acipenseridae. Gene Ontology annotation, molecular function: GTP binding. The transcript has 2 exons.